Messenger RNA from Rhodofomes roseus, 1010 nucleotides. RefSeq lists its product as uncharacterized. The coding region runs from base 292 to 750 and encodes 152 amino acids. The transcript is spliced from 4 exons. The record is from RefSeq and is a predicted model, not a curated record. Lineage: Eukaryota; Fungi; Basidiomycota; Agaricomycetes; Polyporales; Fomitopsidaceae.
AUGCGCUCCAGAGCCACGUGCAGGCCUCGAUCGAAUACAGCGCGUCGGGCACGUGAUCGAGACGCGCGACGCUGCGGCGGGCGCCAAACACAGGCGGCCCUUGCGGACACUGACAGAAUGGCGAAGGUCGGCCGCGUCCCACAGCGGCGCAGCUCCGAAGCCCCUCCAGAGCCGCACACACUGUGACACAGCUGCGUAAGCUGCGCAGGGCAGUGCUCCGCAGACCCAGUCAAGACCCGCUGCUGCUCGGUCGGCCCAAAGCGACCCCUGUCUCCCUCUCCACCAGCCGCCAUGAUUGUAGACCCGAACACCACAAACAUGGCUACAGCGUCCAAGGACGAUAUGCAAGCGCCACCCUCUUACGAUGAAACGAUGAAGGAUGCUGCCGCCUCCGGGCCCUUCCUCGCUGAUGGAGCGGCGAGAGCCGAUCAAGUGAAGGUCCCAAUCCCCCCGCCGCCAUCACACCCGUUGGCGGGACCCUCACCGCGCAUACCGUCCAUGCCAACAACGACGGUUUACAACUAUGUGAACCCCGUAUCCGGCGAACAUAUCGUUUCUCUGCUCUCUCCGGACCACCCGCAAAUGGUCUGCCUGCAGCAAGGCGGCCACGUACCGAGCACGCGCUACGGAGUCCUCGGCAUUCUUGCGGCCAUCAUCUGGUUCCCUCUGGGCAUCGGCUGCUGCUUGCUGGACCGGCGAGUGAAGUGCUCUAGGUGUGGGCUCACUCUCGACGAGGGUCUGUGCGCAUAAGCGCAGCACCGCGGGAUCUCGGGAUUACUUUGCCACCCUUCUUUCUUUCGUUGGUUCCUAUCGGAUUUCCUUCGGUUUCUGUACCGUAUUGUACGUACUGUUCUCUGCUGCAUUCCUUCAUCGCACAUGUUGGCCUCCUCAUCUCAUGACAUCUACACCGGACUGUUGUACUUGUAGAAUACGUACAGUAGACCAUGCCGUCCUCAGAUGCAAUACACUGACGCUCCCUCCGAGUUAAUCUUGACAUCCUUGAACAGUUG